AUGGAGACCAUCUCCCAGGCGUCGAUUAGCUCCAAGGCCUCCAAGAAAUCACACAAGCGCUCAUCCAAAAAGGAACCCCAGAGAGACAACAGUGCAAUCAAGUCUGCCAUGUCGCAUGGAAUGCAGCAGCCCGCAUCUCCCGAGCGCACUCAACGUGAACUCUCCCCCAAGUCGUCGUCGGAUCAGAAGGAUGUAAAGGACAGUACUUCUACCAACUCCGCAAACCCAUUUGAAAUCCCACACCCUUCAGAGUUCAUCGUCCCCCGGGGAUUGGAGCUGAGUCUAUUCAACUACUCGUCCGACGAGAGGGAGACUUCCUACGACCCAGUCUUUGACUACAUACCCGACGUGCACAAUGAAAUCUCCGCUAUGUACACGCCGGUGUCGCGCGCGGUGUCGCAGUACGACCAGUGCAUCCGGAACCAGCAUGGGCGCAAGUGUGAAACCUGGUUGGCGCGUCAGAUGUAUCAUGAGCUGGACAAUAUCUCUAGGCAAAUUGAAGAUAUCAUGGAUAAGAUCAGGACGAUGUUGGAAAAGAGGGGGGCGAGGGAUAAUUUUGAUGGUCUUGGUGGUUAUUAUUUUGAGGAUGAAGAGUCUCCUGGUGUUUUCAAGGGUGGUCCUGAAAAUCCGUUGGAAUUGAGUGAUGGGGAUGAUAAUGCUCUCUUUGUGAGUUCUGAUGAACGGGCUUGUUCUGGGGAGUUGCGUGGCUUAUUUGGGGAUGAAUAG
Messenger RNA from Penicillium crustosum, 726 nucleotides. RefSeq lists its product as uncharacterized. The transcript has a single exon. NCBI's taxonomy places the organism in Eukaryota, Fungi, Ascomycota, Eurotiomycetes, Eurotiales, Aspergillaceae. Bases 1 to 726 code for a protein of 241 amino acids. The record is from RefSeq and is a predicted model, not a curated record.